Dermacentor andersoni is the source of this 5494-nucleotide messenger RNA. It is a transcript of the gene rno, whose product is annotated as PHD finger protein rhinoceros. NCBI's taxonomy places the organism in Eukaryota, Metazoa, Arthropoda, Arachnida, Ixodida, Ixodidae. The record is from RefSeq and is a predicted model, not a curated record. Gene Ontology annotation, biological process: regulation of transcription by RNA polymerase II.
ACUGCCAUCAACACUGUGGAGAGGCCUAGUGACAGUAAUGGCAAGUAAAGGAGAGUAGCACUUAUCGUAUUUCGGAGUAAAUUUACGCUGUAGUGAAGUGCUGGACGGCAGAAAUGUUUGCAUUUGACUCUCUCCUGAGCAAUGCCUAACGAAGACGCCAAGGAACAUUGACAAGAUGGAUUUUCGUCGGGAUUAUCACGUGCUGUCGCCCUGUGUGUAGCGCAUUCGUAGAUCAUAAUGGCGCCAAACCGUGGUUCAUCUUCGUCUGGUGAACAAACAAUGUGACCGCCCUUGAUCUCCUACUCAAUGCGCGCUCACUUGUUUUCGGUGAUCAUGAACUUUUCCCUCUAGGUCAAACCACGGGGGUCGACAACGACGCUGCAGUUUUGGCGAAUAGCGGCGGCGGCGGCGCCGAAGAAAAAAGCCGCCAACGCUCACGCCGCACUGCAACAAUGUCGUCUGGAGCCAAGCAGAAGCGUUCGUCGAUUGACGCCGGCAGCAGCUGUGCAGGAAUAACAGUUGGAAGCAAACGAUCGAGGAAAACAAGCGCCUGCGAAGAUGAGGACAGCCGGCUGUCCUCUUCCAAGGCUGUGCUGCCACCAUUGCCUUUGCCGCCCAUGUCCAAGAUCUACAACAGCUCUUACCGCAGCAACAAGCCCGCUGAGCUCUUCCGGAAGGAUCUCAUCAGUGCCAUGAAGCUGCCUGACAGUGAACCACUGGAUCCAGAUGACUACUGGUUCAUCUCUGACGGCUGGAAACAAGAGUGGGAACGGGGAGUUCAGGUGCCUGUCAACCCCGGACACCUGCCAGAACCUGCUGUGAAAGUCAUCAAGAAGAAGAGCAAAUCAAACGACUUCAAGCUACCUCCAAACAAGUAUCUCCGGUUGUCACACGAUGAGUUCUUUUCCAACGAGCUCCAUGUGCUGACCAACGUCAGUGCUUUGGCUGAAAAGACCUGCCGCUAUGACUUGGACUCCUUAGAUCAGCAGUGGUUGCGAGUCUUCAAUGAUGAGCGCAAGUCUCUUGGCCUGGAACCCUUGCCUGAACUGACCAUGGAGAUGAUCUUGGAAGACUUUGAGACUCAGUGUUAUGAAAAGCUUCAGAGAGAGAUCCGGACUGAGCAAGGGCUGGGCAUUGAGUAUGAUGAGGACGUGGUCUGUGAUGUCUGCCGUUCACCGGACUCAGAGGAAGGCAACGAAAUGGUUUUCUGCGACCAGUGUGACCUGUGUGUGCACCAAGCCUGCUAUGGCAUCCAGCGUAUCCCGGAAGGUUCGUGGGUGUGCCGGACCUGUGCCCUGGGCAUACGGCCACCCUGCGUGCUGUGCCCCACCAGAGGUGGUGCCAUGAAGAGCACACGGAGUGGCCAGAAGUGGGCUCAUGUGAGCUGUGCAUUGUGGAUUCCUGAAGUUAGUAUCGGGUGUGUUGAGAAGAUGGAGCCCAUUAUGAAAAUCUCUCAGAUCCCGCCUAGUCGUUGGGCCCUGACCUGUUGCCUUUGUCGAGAGCGGAUCGGCGCCUGCAUUCAGUGUUCCGUGAAGGCUUGCAAGCGGGCUUACCACGUCACUUGUGCGUUUGAGAACGGCCUUGAAAUGAAAGCCAUCAUUGAUGACAACCCUGAUGAUGAGGUUAAGCUCAAGUCGUACUGCCCCAAGCACAGCAAGAAGAAAGAGGUGCACCGAAAGGAGGCGUCGUCGGAUGACUCGGACAAGAAGGCAAGCCCCAUUUCCCGGGAAGGCCACCACCAACGUGAUGCUGAGGUCAGCAACGAAGAGAAGGAGAGCGCCCGACUGGCCAAGAUUCAGGCUAUUGAGGCUGAGUUCUACAAGCAUGUGAGCCUGAAGGAGACUGCCGAAGCCAUGUCCACAGACCCUGUAGUUGUCGACUUCGUCUUCAAUUUCUGGAAGCUGAAGCGCAAAGCAAACCAUGACAAGCCUUUGCUGAUGCCAUUGAAGGAAGAGACGGAUGGCUUGGAUAAGCUAGAAGAGAACAGCCUUUACUCACGUGUCAAAAUGUUUGUCCAUCUGCGGCAGGAUCUGGAAAGGGUGCGGAACCUUUGCUACAUGGUGUCAAGGCGAGAAAAGAUAGCCAAGUCUCUGCUCAGAAUAAGGGAAGAGAUCUUUGAGCACCAGGUGGCAAUGCUGAAGCCGGGAGGACCCAAGAUGAGCGAGCGUGAGCGGGAGGCUGUUAUUCUGUCUGGCCAGAGCGAACAUGUUUAUGACCGGCUGGUGUCUCAAGACCCGUCGAGCCCCAAGCCGUGCCUGCGACUCCUUUUGGAUGCACUUGAAGGUCGGGAGGUGCCAAACCUGUAUGGCCUUACAAGGAAACCACCUAGCACGCCUACUAGGCUCCCAAACCCUUACGCCAAACAGUACGUCAACGGGCUUCGGUCACGGAGACUGUCCAUGAUGGGUGGGGCUGGGGAGUCCGAAGGCUGUGUUGCGCAAGAUGAAGACAGCCAAGGUACUGCUGACUCUGCAACAACAGUUUCCGGCAGAGGGUACACUGCUGCUGAUCAGUUGUCGACGAGGCCAGUGCAGAAAGCAGCUGCGCUGGAAACACUCUCUGAGGAACAACUUGAGGCUGGUGAAAAGGAAUGUGGUCAGUCAGCAGGCGGAGAGAACAAUCUGAGCAGAGGGAUCGCAGAGGCACAGCUGAAAGCUAAUCGAAGUCAUAGGCUGGAAAGUGCAGAAGACACCUUGAGUACUUCGUCUAGGAAUGAAAUCAGAAAAGAGGACCUCAGUGACGCUGAAGGCAGGAUGUCCACUCGAAGCCGAAAUGCUGAUACUAUGAAUGAAAUUGGCGACGCCGAAGGCAGGAUGUCUACUCGAAACCGAAACCCUGACACUGUGAAUGAAAUUAGCGACACUGAAAGCAGGAUCCCUACUCGAAGCCGAAAUGCUGAUACUGUGAAUGAAAUAAGCGACACUGAAAGCAGGAUGUUUACUCGAAGCCGAAACCCUGACACUGUGAAUGAAAUUGGCAACACUGAAAGCAGGAUGUUUACUCGAAGCCGAAACCCUGACACUGUGAAUGAAACUAGCAACACUGAAGGCGGGAUGUUCGCUCGAAGCCAAAGCGCUGACACCGUGACUGAAAUUAGUGAUACUGAAGGCAGGAUGUCCACACGAAGCCAAAAUGCUGAUACUGUGAAUGAAAUUAGCGACACUGAAAGCAGGAUGUCUACUCGGAGCCGAAACGCUGAUACUGUGAAUGAAAUGAGAAAGGAGGACCUCAAUGACACUGAAGCCAGGAUGUCCACUCGAAGCCGAAAUGCUGACACUGUGAGAAACGCCAUUAAGGAAGAGAUCGGGACAGAAGAUCAUGCCGAGGUUGAGUGCAAAGCACAAACAAGGAGUCGAAGGCUCGGGUCUGUUGAUUAUAUGAGAAGCGCAUCAAAAGGCGAAACAAGGAAGGAUGAAAUUGGUGUUGUAAAUAACAGGACACCAAUGCGAAGUCGAAGGCCCGAAAUGGAUCAGUUCGCAAGGAGUCCGUCUUCAACUGAAAAGAAAGAUGACCUCUUUGACAUUGGCAACAGAACACCAACUCGUAGUAGAAGGCUGGAAGCUAGUGAUGGUAUGCUGAAAGGUUCACUCAGAGGUGACACAAAGGAAAAUGAACAAGAGGACGCAGGAAGCAAAACUCCAACAAGAAGCCGACGAUGUGAGAUUUUAGAUAAUAGUGUGCGUAGCUUACUUAAAAGUGAAAUGCAGCAAAAAGGACCGAUGGAAUUGGAAUGUAAGGUGCCUUACCGAAGUCGAAGGCAUGAGCAGAAAACUGGAUUUGAUGAGCAGAAGUGUCUGUUUCGAAAUGAAGGCAAGAGAGGAGAGUCAACAGACAUAAGGAGCAGAAGUUCAAGUAGAAGUCGAAGAUGUGAUACAAAACUUGAAGUUGCCCAGGAAGUGAUCGGAGCAUCUAGGACAACGGAGGGUCAAGCUGAUGAAAUUGGGAAAGUAGAAUGCAAGCCUCUUAUUCGGAGUCGGAGGCUGGAGGUCAAAAAUGAGGUGGCUGAUGAAGGGGUGAGAAGUGUGUCCAGACAUGAGGCAAAAAAAGGUGAAACUGAUGGCAGAGUGAGCAUGCGAAGUCGGCGGGCCGAAGCAGUUGAAGCAUGUGAUGACCUUUGCAAUGUUGUGCUCAGAAAAGAAGUUAAAAAGGAUGACGCCGUAGAGCAGGAAAACAGGUCGAACUUUGGUCGCACUACCCGACUCUCUGAAGCAAAGAGUGAGCUAGGGUUGCAUGAAGCAAGAGAGGUCUUAGAGAAUCGAGAUGCAGGAGAUGAUAUUGGAGCAAAAGGCAGCAGCAGAAGUCGGCGGUUGAGGAAACGAAUGACAGCUUGCUCAGAGGAAGGAGAGCACCCACAGUUGGCCACCUUGGCCUCCCUUUGCGAGUUUCCUGAAGAACUCAACGACGUGGGUCGCUGCACCCGCAGCAGCACCAUGCAGAAGCAGGAGAAUGCUCAGAGUCUCGAGGAGGCCAGCUCGCGCGAGCCUGCAGAAGGCAGGCAAGGCGUGGCCACUGCAAACAGCUAUGUGAAGCACACAUCAGACGAGAACAUGCCCAAGAGGCCCGAGCGACGUGAUAGACGUGACAGUGUCACAUGCAGUGUGCUGCUUCCCGAGGCCCUGUCGCAGCCUCGUGCAUCGCUGAGUGGCUACAGGAUUCCGAAGAAGGCCAAGGCUCCCAACGGGGUGCUGGAGGACCGACGUGGAAGCUCUCCAGUGUCUCCUCUGCACGAGGUGCCCAGCCACUGCUAUGUGGGCAGUGACGGCUACACUAGAGGGCGAUCGCAUGUGGCCAACGUUAGGCGGCCCGUGUUGGGACACCACUGUGAGGGCAGAGGGGGAGCGUACGUCGAACGAUGGAAGCACGACUUGGACUACGGUGGUCCCACAGGCAACUCAGCAACGUCCGAGUGGGCAGGAAAGUUAGAGGUGAAGGAGAAUGGGAGUCGUUACUCUAUGCGCUAUCGGCCCAAGUUUGGCGGCAAGGACAGUUAGCCUCUUCUUCAUGUAACCUGCAGAUUCCGCAUGUAUGAUAACAUUGUCGUAUAAUGUACAUACUCAUUGCUCAUAUGUUGUUACUUUCCUGCAUUCCGCCUUUGACUCCACACCAAUAUUUUCUUUUUUUUUCAUCUCUGUAGUUAGAGUUCAAAGUGCUGAAUGGAGUCUGUGUUCUAUUUUGCUUUUAAUUUUUGUUCCCACCUUUUCCCAACUACCUUAUUCUUUUGUUUUUAUCCUAUAAAGAAAGAAAAGGCAAAUUAUCUGAACGCUCUGCCCACCUGUGGUGACAUUAAUGAAAAUGUAUUUUUACAGUGACACUUGAUUGGUACUGCUCAGAUUUGGCAGCAAUUUGCACUGUCAAAAUAUAACGACUGUACAGUUUAAACUGCAGUGAAUUUUAGCAUUUGUAAAUAUGCCAAGUGUACAGUGUUUUAGUGUUGUUUAAAAAUAAACUGGGCUCUUUUACUCCUUUGCAGGGAGCAAGGAGCUUUGGUUCAUGA